Topomyia yanbarensis is the source of this 3140-nucleotide messenger RNA. RefSeq lists its product as uncharacterized. The record is from RefSeq and is a predicted model, not a curated record. Gene Ontology annotation, biological process: regulation of transcription by RNA polymerase II; cell fate commitment. The transcript is spliced from 5 exons. Gene Ontology annotation, cellular component: nucleus. Gene Ontology annotation, molecular function: RNA polymerase II cis-regulatory region sequence-specific DNA binding; DNA-binding transcription factor activity, RNA polymerase II-specific. Bases 268 to 2994 code for a protein of 908 amino acids. NCBI's taxonomy places the organism in Eukaryota, Metazoa, Arthropoda, Insecta, Diptera, Culicidae.
GGAAGAAAGUGCGGACAAAGAGUACAGCCAAAAAGACUCUUCUUUUCAUAGUGAAAUUUUUCUCCAGCAGAAGCAGAAGCACGGAAGAAGUUGUCCCCGUCCCGAAAUAGCAGGUGCAAUCUUGGUGCCAGUGUUCCUCCCCCGGAAAAGUAGUGCAAUCGGCCGAUGACGGUCUAGCGGUGCAAAAGUGCUUAUCAAAUAGUGGAUUCCGAGGUACCUCCGUCUGAAUCACGCCCCGGAACAGCGGUCCCCAGACGCACACGCACAAUGUCGUCGAAACGGAAAUCACCGCCGAACAAACUGUCGAACGCGACGUCGCCUACGGCGCCCGUCCAGGUUGAGAAGAAUAAUUUCAAAAAAAUUUCCCUUAAAAAUGAAGACCUCAUCAAAUCGUCACCGGUUAAGGAGCUGAACUGCGCCUUCGAUGCCAGUUUCCUGUCGAUGCAGAAAAUGCAGUCCCAAAUGGAGCCCAAGUUCGUGAAAAACGAACACAGCGAGUACAUCAUGGGCCACCAUCCGCAUCAUCACCCGCAGCAGCAGCAUCAUCAUCCGUUCGGAGGCCUCGGCGGUAUGCCUGGAGGAGGCCACCCACUGAUGAUGGAUGGAGAUUUCCAUCAGUUCAAUUUGCCAUUUCUGAAUGUUGCUAGCUAUAUUCUGAAAGGAUCGGAUCCGGCGAUUGGAAAGCACGAAAACUAUCAGCUCACGAUGAAUCUUGAUAAUCUGAAUAUUUCAAAUAGCCAACAAGAGAUGGCGCCAGCUGCUCAACAGCAACAACAAGCGGCGCCACGUAAAGUGAACAAUCUUAUUCUCAACCAUCUAAAAUCCAUCGUGGAUAAUUUUGACAGUUUGAACAACAACGUUAAUGAUAAAAAUUCGUACACACCGCCACCUUCGGUGGCUUCACCGCAACUGCAGCAACAAAUACAGCAAGACUCUCCUCCGCAAGUCAACAACUGUCCGACUACUAUGGGGCAGCCCCCCGGUGGCGGAGGUACAGCGCCUCUGUUGAACAAUCACGACGCCGAAAAGGAUCAGAACUACGAAGGUUUCCGAAGCCAGCUGGACGAACGUAUCAGCAAUCUGCAGCUGAGCAAGCGAGAAAUAAACCUGAUGAGGCUGAACCUAAGCUUGCUGGACUUCCCGAACGAGAUUCCGCCGAGUCUGUUGAACCAGAAUCAUCACAACAGCAGCUACGAGCGGACAGCGCAGGGAGGGGAAGAUCUGAAUUGUAGUACCUCGCAGAAUAAUAUGAAUAUUAAAUUGAUUAAAAGAAGCUUCAAAGAGUCCCUCUACGAGAAGGAGAAGAACAUCAACCGGUUGAUCAUGUACUUCACCAUCUGGCGGGAGAUGCUGCUGAAGGCGGAGUUUGUAAGGCUGCUCGAGUGCCGGCGGGCCUCUGAGAGUGGAUUAAAACAAUGGCGCAAGAACCAGCUCUGGACUGCCAGGCGUGAUACCGCGAAUAAUGCCGAAAACAAAAAGUACAAAUUCACCAACAACAACAACUCCAAAUCAAACCUGGACACGACAUCACUGAUCCCGCCCGGCUCGUCCUCCGCCCUGGGAACACCACAACAGCGUCAAUCACCGACGGCUACGGUGACAGCGACAUCCUCAGCCACCCGCCCACCAUCCGCCAUAUCACGAAGCGGGCUGCAACCGAGCGUUACUCCGGCGGCUUCCACAUCUACAUCCGCCGGUGACUGUGACACCCCGACCGGGGAGGAAACCAUCGACGCGGACAACUGUAUCCAGCGCUACCGCAAUGUAUUCCAAGCCAUUUCUAAUAAAACACUGGAGCCCACCGCCGGUGGCGGCGGCGGCCGUUCAAACCCAAAUCGGAAGAAUGCUAGAAAACGCCCACCCGGAUACCCAGACGAUCUGCUGACCGAGAAGUGUUCGCCGGUGGACUUGCGUUCCGGACCGACGACGCCAUCCUAUGAGAUCGAGUACGAUAAGAAGGAAGACCAAAGAUACCUGAAGGAUGAUGCACCGAUCAACUUGAGCAAGCGGAAGAACGAAUACCGGGACAGUCCGAUCAGGGAGCUGAACAACGGCAACAAACUGAUCGGAGGCAUGUUCAAUCACUGUGAUCCGGACGAGCUGAGCCAACGGAUGGAGGUUGCUGGGUUACCGCAGGCGGUAUCCCUGCUCGACAGUGAUCCGGAACGAUACAUGCUCAAACCGAAGCGGGAACGGCUGGAUCCGGAAUCGAGCCUUUUCGACUACAAGCCAGAUUCAUUGAAACCGAAACUCAGUCUCUACCAGUCACCUAGUCCCCACCAUAGUCCGGACGAGAAGCAGUUGAUGAAUGACGCUGGAUUCUCGCUUCCGCAACCAUUCUUCAUUAAAAACCCAGAUGCUCACGGUAGUUCGGUUAAUCAACCGGGACUACCGGUUCCCUUCAACAGCAGUGCCAUGCUAGACAAUAUGAACCGCCAUUUGUUACGACAGCAACAGCAGCAACAACAACAACAACAAAUGAGUGCCGGAAUUCCCCCGGGGGGUAGUAAAAAGGACAAAUCCAACCAGCUCAGCAUGGAUAUGAACCCGGCGGAUCUGAACACUUCCCGUCGAUCCGGAGCGGAAAAGAAUCACAUCAAAAGACCGAUGAACGCGUUCAUGGUAUGGGCCAAGGACGAACGUCGUAAAAUCUUGAAAGCCUGCCCGGACAUGCACAACUCGAACAUUUCCAAAAUAUUGGGGGCCCGCUGGAAGGCUAUGACGAACCUGGAGAAGCAACCCUACUACGAAGAGCAAGCCAAAUUGUCCAAGCAGCAUAUGGAGAAACAUCCGGACUAUCGGUACCGGCCGCGACCGAAGCGAACCUGCAUUAUCGACGGUAAGAAGAUGCGCAUAUCGGAGUACAAGUGUUUGAUGAAGAACCGCCGGCAGGAGAUUCGACAGUUCUGGACGCGGGAUUACGACGGAUCGAGCGAUCAGGGUGGUUGUCCGCUGAAGGAAGCCGGGAAGGUAAUUAAAAAUGAGGCCAUGUGAGACAGGGGUGAUGGGGUGGGUUGGCAGCGGGAAGCGUGCGGCUUCGGUGGCUUUGGGAUGUGAGCCGUGUGGCUGGGUGAGUGAAUGGAAAAUUGAUGUUGAUUUUGUUUUUUGAGAAAAAAAUAAAUGAUUGGUUGAGAAGUGAA